AUGGUUCGCCAAUCGAUCCUGUCGCUCGUCGCCAUCGUGUCGACCGCUCUGGCCACAAUACCGUCCACCGAUGUCCUGCCCGGUGGCAUCAUCAUCGAGCUCAACGAUGGCCAUGACCUCGAUGCCUUCGUCGACGACAUCAGCAAGAUCGGGAAAGUGCGCAUCAAGUUCGACUGUGAAAUCUACAAAGGCGUCUCCGUCGAGCUGUACGACAUUGCCGCGGCCGCGGCAACGACGGCUAAGAUCACAGCUGGCGCUGCCGUGAAAGCCGUGUCCCAAAUCCGCCAAAUUGCGGCUGCCAAGCCGAGUGUCGAAUGGACUGGCAACAAGAAGACGAAGAAGGGCUCUUCUGAACUUCGGAAACGUGGAAAUGCGACCUCGACGGCCGAUACCUACUCCCCUCAUGUCAUGACUCAGAUAGAUAAGCUACGGGCCAAAGGACUUACCGGGAAGGACAUCAGGAUUGCUAUUAUCGAUUCGGGUAUCGACUACAACCACCCGGCUCUUGGUGGCUGCUUUGGCCCAGGCUGUCUGGUCGCCUUCGGUAAAGACUUCGUCGGCGAUGACUAUGACGGUACGAACACGCCGGUGCCCGACGACGACCCAUUAGACACUUGCCACGGCCACGGCACUCAUGUCGCCGGCAUCAUAGCCGCCCGGCCAAAUAACGUGGGUUUUACCGGCGUUGUUCCUGACGCUACUCUCGGCGCAUACCGCGUCCGUAGCUGCAAAGCGCACGGCGGCAGCGACAUCAUCAUCGCUGCUUGUAUUGAAGCCUACAAAGAUCAUGCGAAGAUUAUCAACCUCUCCAUUGGUGAUCAAGGUGGUUGGCUCGGGGAAGCUGUGACAGUUAUCGUCCAGCGCAUCGUCGACAAGGGAAUCCCCGUCAUUGCCUCGGCAGGCAAUGACGGUGACCAUGGACUCUUCUACCCGAGCACUCCUUCGUCCGGAAUUGGAGUAGCAUCCGUUGCCUCUUUUGAAAACACCCUGACGACGAGGGUUCUAUAUAAAUCCCACUACACCAUCGAUACCGGCAGGAAGCUCAAUUUUGGCUACCGUCCCGGUGUGCCCAACACCUGGAACGGCGUAUCGCUCGAUGUUUACCUGUACGCGACGAGGAAGAAUGCUUCUACGGACGAUAUGACGAGCAAAAUGACGAACGGUACCACGAAGCAUGAUGCUUGCGGCACACUGCCGGAUAGUACCCCUGAUUUGCGCAACACGAUUGUCCUGGUCGGCCCUGAUUCCUGCAAUCCUAUCACCAAGAUCAAACAUGCUCUGGCGAAGGGGGCCAAUUAUAUUUUGGCUCAUGAUAUCGAAAGCAAUAUUGGGCUGGUGAACCUUACAGCUCUGACUGGUGUUCUUGCUUGCGGCGUGGUGUCGAAAGCGACGGGCGAUAGCUGGACAAAGGCUAUAUUGCAGGGCAAGCGGGUUACCUUGAACAUGGUCGACGAUAAUUUGGAUCAAAUGUUGGAAACGACUCCAAAUCACAAUACUGGCGGUGCUGUCUCUACCUUCAGCAGCUGGGGCCCAUCCUGGGAGCUGGGUUCCAAGCCCCAGUUCGGAGCCCCUGGUGGAAGUAUUGUUUCCACCUUCCUUACCUCCGCUGGCGGUUACUCUGUCCUUUCCGGAACAUCCAUGGCCGCACCAUUGGUGACCGGCAUUGUAGCCCUCAUCGGCCAGGCUCGAGGUACAUUUGAUCCAGCGUUGAUCAAUAGCCUUCUGUCAUCUACCGCAAAGCCCCAGCUCUUCAACGAUGGUGACAAAUUCUACGAUUACUAUGCCCCGACGGCCCAGCAAGGAGGCGGCCUUGUCCAGGCUUUUGAUGCAGCCUAUGCUACUACCCUACUCCAGCCCUCUGCUUUGUCCUUCAACGACACGGAGCACUUCGUCAAGUCUCGCAAGAUUACAAUUACCAAUACAGGCCGCGAGGAAAUUACCUACAAGCUAUCCCACGUACCGGCCAUUGCUAUGUACACCCUCGGCAAGGGAUCAAUUUCCGCCGCUAAAUUCCCCAACGAACCGGUCCGGGCCGCCGCGACGAUCAAGCUUAGCCAGAGCUCUGUCAAGCUAGGCGCCGGUAAAUCGGCCUCUAUCGAUGUGCAGGCAACCCCUCCUUCUGGUGUUGAUCGGAAGCGUCUAGCCUUCUGGUCGGGCUGGAUAGCCAUCAACGGCACUGAUGGUGCCUCUUUGUCGAUCCCUUACCAGGGCCUCACCGGUUCUCUCCGAGCUUCGACAAUCCUGGCGCCUGGAAACACUUGGAUCGCACGCUCCAACGAUACGAAAAAUCGUGACAGGUUGGGGGAUAAUUCAACAUUUACGAUGCCGACACGUGACGGCAAGAACAUCACAGGAGCCGUCCUGCCUUCCAUCAUCACUGAGUUCAAUCUUGGGACGUCCCUCGUAGUGGCACAUGUUGUGCCCGUUGCAAGCAACCUGGCCAAGAAUACAACGAUUAAUUUCAGGAACCUAACUACCGACGUAGGAGACUUCAAUUCUAUCGGCCGGCCGUACGGUUUCUGGUUCACGUAUGUUUCGCGGCAUAUCAAGUUGCAUCCUUGGGAUGGUCGGCUCGACUCUGGGAAGUAUGCGCCGGCAGGAAAGUAUAAAAUUAUUGUCCGCGCCCUAAGGAUUUUCGGCAAUGCGACAGAUGAAGCCGAUUGGGAUGUUGUGGAAACGCCUCCCUUCAACAUCAAGUAUCCUGAUUAA
Drechmeria coniospora is the source of this 2709-nucleotide messenger RNA. Its product is annotated as subtilisin-like serine protease PR1C. Gene Ontology annotation, cellular component: cytosol; cell wall; membrane. The transcript has 3 exons. The coding region runs from base 1 to 2709 and encodes 902 amino acids. Gene Ontology annotation, molecular function: tripeptidyl-peptidase activity; serine-type endopeptidase activity. The record is from RefSeq and is a predicted model, not a curated record. Gene Ontology annotation, biological process: proteolysis. Lineage: Eukaryota; Fungi; Ascomycota; Sordariomycetes; Hypocreales; Ophiocordycipitaceae.